This is a messenger RNA of Magallana angulata, 4819 nucleotides long. RefSeq names its product ankyrin repeat and IBR domain-containing protein 1-like. Bases 175 to 4173 code for a protein of 1332 amino acids. The record is from RefSeq and is a predicted model, not a curated record. Gene Ontology annotation, cellular component: cytoplasm; ubiquitin ligase complex. Gene Ontology annotation, molecular function: ubiquitin conjugating enzyme binding; ubiquitin protein ligase activity; zinc ion binding. The transcript is spliced from 24 exons. Gene Ontology annotation, biological process: protein polyubiquitination; positive regulation of proteasomal ubiquitin-dependent protein catabolic process; ubiquitin-dependent protein catabolic process. Lineage: Eukaryota; Metazoa; Mollusca; Bivalvia; Ostreida; Ostreidae.
GCAGCACCGGAAAUAAACACCAAAAAUGAGAAAACAUACAUUUUUGAUGUAAUAUUUUGCAUUUUGUGACUUGAUUGAUUCUUAAUGGAAUUGGGGGUGUUUGUCUAGGACUUAAAUGUUCGAUGAGACAAGGGGGAAUACAAUGAAUGAAUAAAAAAGAAUCAAGUCCUCGGGAUGGGGAGUUCAUCAUCCAAGUUUCGCAAACACCUGAGCAAUGGAGACGAAGUUGCAGCACUUCAUCUCUAUAACAACAACAGCGACCUCAGGAAGGGACUUGACCCAAACUGUUCAUAUGGCGACCAUCACAACCAUGAAACUCCUUUACAUUAUGCAGCCAGACAUGCAAUGAAAAGUCUUUUAAGGAUUUUCCUGCAUGACCAUAGUGGUAAUCCUAACAAAACAAAUGGAAAAAAGGAAACCAGCCUGAUCUGUGUUUGUAUGGAAAAGCCAGAAAAUGCCCAGUUUUACCCUGUCCAAAGGAAGAGACUAGACUGUCUAAUGAUCCUGUUGAAGUGGAGAGGAUCAGAAACAGAGGGAGGAGAUAAAGAAAAAGUAGACCUUGGCUCCCAAGAUGAGAAUGACAACACAGCGCUCCAUUAUGCAGCAUUAUCUGGACUGAAAUAUUGCGUAGAAAAAUUAGUCCAGUCUGGUGCCCCACUGUUCACAGAGAACAAGGAAAGGCAGACACCAUGUGACUGUGCAGAGCAAGGCGGCCAUGCCGAGAUAGCCCUGUACCUAGAGUCCAAGAUGGUCUUUUCUAGUGUUGGUAACGAAGAUGAAGCAGAAGAUGUGACAUCUAUUGUGGAAACUGAGGAGUACAGUGGAUUACGGGCCCAGGAUUUACAGGAGGCAAAGGAUCAGCUUCUGGUGGAAACUGCAGACAUGUUAAGUGUUCCCCUGUUUACAGCCGAAGCACUGCUCCGAAAUUAUGAAUGGUCCCGGGAGAUGUUGCUGGAGGCGUGGAUGACGGACCCAAAGCACUGCUGUGAGAAAUCCGGUGUCCACCCUCCCUCCAGUAUUUUCUGUGAUAAACCAGUUGUUCAGCACUCCCUUCACACAGAUCAGCCCCGGCUAGAGACACAGCAGAAAUGCACUGGAAUUUGCGAUAUCUGCAUGGAUUCCUUUGUAAUGUCGGACUCUCAUGUUGGAAUGACCUGUGACCAUGUGUUCUGUAAAGACUGUUGGAAAGAAUAUUUGAAUCUCAAGAUACAGGAAGGAGACGCCCACAACAUCACAUGUCCUGCCUAUCAGUGCGACAAACUCGCCCCUGUUGAUCUGAUUGAGGGCAUCGUCUCGCGAGAUAUGGCUAGGAGAUACCUCCAAUUUGACAUAAAGGCGUUUGUGGACAGUAACCCAAACAUCAAGUGGUGUCCAUUUCCCGGAUGUGGACGGGCAGUCAAACUUCCCGAUCAAGACGACCGGAACAAGAAAAUCCCUGUGGACACAUCUCGAGCAGUGGACUGUGGAAAUGGACACUAUUACUGCUGGGACUGUUUAGGGGAAGCUCAUGAACCAAGCAGCUGUGAUAACUGGACAAAAUGGUUCCAGAGGAUUGGAGAAAUACGGCCAGAGGAAAUCAGGGGGACAGAGGAGGACACAAAUACUGCGGCCAACUGUCUGUGGCUUGUGACCAACUCAAAACCAUGCCCCAACUGCAAGUCCCCCAUCCAGAAAAACGAGGGCUGUAACCACAUGAAAUGCUCAAAGUGUAAAUAUGACUUUUGUUGGGUAUGCCUGGAUCAGUGGAAAAGACACAACACAAGCACUGGGGGCUACUUUAAAUGUAAUCGGUAUGAAGCUGUCAAAGUCGUCCAAGAAGCCACUCAGAAAGCUCAAAGCCAGGCUGAGGAACAGAACCAUAAAAUGCAGGAGUUGAACAAGUUUGUACAUUACUACACACGUUUUAAAAACCACGAGAACAGCUAUAAGCUGGAAGAACCAUUGUUAAAUACAACCAAGAACAAAAUGAUGAAAUUAGCAGAGGCUGCAACAGAUCUAGCCUCGGCCAACUCAGAGACUCAGUUUGUUGAGCAUGCUGUCCAACAGCUUCUAAAGGCUCGCAAAGUCCUCAAAUGUUCCUAUGUGUACGGCUACUAUCUAGAUGGACCAGGCUACAUGAAAAUUGUGUUUGAGUUUAUGCAGACUGAACUUGAGGAGACAACAGAAAUCUUGUCUCAAAUGGUGAACCGCUUGUACUUGCGAACGCCAAAGAAACGCAUCAUUGAGCAGGCUCAGUUGGUGCAGAGGAAGAGACACGAGUUUAUACUGGCAAUAUCUAAAGGGCUGGUUCCCCCUGAAACUCCGCCAGGACUGCGUAAACAUCGCAGGCGCAAGUACAGCAUGGACACCGAAGAUGAGCAGUUAAGGAAGGCGAUUCUAGCAUCAAUACAAGAGGUUGAUCCAGCAAAGCCAUGGAUCAAGGAUGCCUCUGGUCGCCACACCAAUGUUAUGGCUGUCCUAGACUGGCCUAACAGUGAUGACUCGGAUACUGAGGAGCUCUAUACAGUCACAGAAGGGAGAUGCAAGAAGAUGUCCUGUAACAACCCACGUGCCAAGAACCCCCGAACAGGAGAGACUCACGACUAUUGCAGUCGCCAGUGCAUGUAUGAAGACAAGCUUGAAAACCCUGAACAUCCAGAGCCGGUGCAGGAGGUGAUCAUGGAUGAACAGAUGGACCUUCUCCGGGCCCUGGAAAUGUCCAGACUACAGUAUUUACAUGACCAAGGAAUCAUCACCGGAGAUAGGGGCUCCAUUUCUAUUCAAGUGCCUCCAGAGGAAGCGAUUGCAGCACCACCAGUGGGUGCAGAUGACAUUGUCAGACAAAGGUCCCCAAAGUCACAGAGAAAGUCCCCCAAACAGAAAUCCCCAGGCUCUAAAGGACGAGGGAAAGGAAAAGGAAAGAAGACCAUUCAGGCUGCGCUGGAGGAGCUGGAUGUAGAACUACAGAGAGUCCUGGAGAUCUCCUCGAUCAGUCCAUCAGAAUUCCAGGAGACCAUGAAGAGUGAUCAGAGAUCACAGGAGAGAGGAGCUGUCAAACAGCGGAGUCGAUUCGACGACACAGGCGCCCUCUGUGUCCAGAGUGUGCCCAACAGGAGUGUAGAGGACCUGGACCAUGACGACUGUAUCAACUGCAACUUUUCCGUUGAAAGUGAAAGGAGAAGUUCAAAUGAGGACCAAACCCCCACCACCCCCCGCUCAUCUCUCUGGCCCCUUCCCGAUGCCUCAGGUGACCACUUAGCGGUGUUUAGUCCAAGUAUACCCACAUCACCUAGAAGAACCAACUCAAACUCUUGCUUUGGGAUCAUUAAAGAUAUCAGUGUCUCCAAUCUCCACACAGGGGAGUCCGAUAAAAUCAGAGACAUGGAAGAGAAGAACUUGGCUCUUCUGGCUAGCACUAAAGUGCCUGAGGACACCGAUCCCCUCGCCCAUUUUUCAGGACCAACAGGGUACAACAGUCAAGCACAUCCACCAAUCAGGGACCAAGCUUACAGCUCCAAGGGCAGUUUUGGACUAUUGGCAGCCAACACUCCAGGAGAUGAACAUAUUCUUCUGUUGCAGAGCCCGGAAACUCCAGAACACGUGGUUCUUGGUUACCCUGGACAAUCAUAUAUGCAGAAUACAGGGUCACUAGAUUACACAGAUGUUGAUGUUCAUGCUGAGAAUACUCCAGAAAGUGACUCAGAACACGAUGCUUGUCACAAAUUCCUGUCUUCUUUGAAACCUCCCUCCGAUGGCUUUCUGGAUUCAUUGACUGUUUGUGAUAAUGAAACAAAACGAACCAAGAUGAUGCCACAGCAAGAUCUCGCCUUGCCUUCUGAGAAGAUAACAGAUUCAGACUUUUCCAUGAUUCUGGAAUCCAGUGCACAGUUAGAAUCAGAAGUGGAAACCUGGGCUACAAGAUGUCAAGGUCAAAUCCAGAGUGAGGCUGGAGGAUUGAGUGCUGAGAAUGCUGCAGCAGUGGAUUCCUCUACAGGGGAGGGUCAUGUGGUAACUGAAGAAAGCGAAGCGAAAGAAAGCAUUCAUCCACCAUUGGACCAGUUAAAUUCUCCUGAAAGCAAGGAUUCGGUACAGCUACUAGAUGUAGAUGAUAUGGAUUUCGCAAAUGGAGUACCACCAAGUGGAAAUCUUGAAAAUGAGAUGUUGGAAAGUGGAGAUGAAUCUGUGUAUGUUUGAUAUGAAGAUUCUUUCACAUCAUGUGAUAUUGGAAUUUGUCUUGAUAUUUUAUCUUUGGUGUGCAUUUUCUAGAUAGCCGAAUGUAAAAAAAAAGUUUUAUUUAUACUUAUUUAUUGAUAAAGAAAAAUCUGUAUUGUAUACAGGGAUAGACACCUCUACUGGUUGUUCUUAUGUACAUGUAUCAAAUUUAUGAGAUGAGACAUCUACAUUUUAGUGGCAGGAGCUUGUCAAUAUUUAUACAUGUGUAUAUUUGUAUCAUUUGUUUUAUGAAAAGAUUGAGAAAGACAUAAUACUGUACCUUAUUGUUUAAGAUAGGGCAGAAGAAUUUUGUUGAAAGUGAAAGACAGGUGAAUAUUUCGGAGGUUGUUUAUGUUGUGAGAGAUACGUUAUUUGCCUUAUUUACCCGCCCCUGGUUGAAGACACUCUGUUCUUGUGUUCAUUGAGACUGCUGUUAUUAACAAUCACUUACAUAAAAUUAUUGUUAAUGGCUCAAGUUUUCAUAUAGACUAUAGAUUUCUAGGAUAUAGAUAUUGUGUGCAAUCUUCUGACAAGCUAACUCCUAUAGAAUUAUUAAUUAUUAUUUACCCUGAAAUUCAUAUUAAUAAUUACUAAAUAAUACAUAUAAAUACACAAAAAAUGUAACAUG